AUGGUUAAGCUUGUGUUGGAGUCUACCUUUUUCGUACACCGAGGCGUAGUGUAUGCGCAAACCUUCGGGGUACCAAUGGGAUCACCAUUAUCGCCUGUUAUUGCCAAUUUAGUAUUGGAACGUUUGGAGCAGCAAUGCAUAACCAUGAUGGAGGAAAAACAAAUACAAAUGAAUGUGUAUCGACGAUACGUCGAUGACUGCUUCUGUGUGGGAAAAAAGGAACACAUUCAGGACAUCGUAGAGUCGUUUAAUAGUUUCCAUAGUAAACUUCAGUUUACUUUUGAAAAUGAAGAAGAUGGAAAACUCAAAUUCCUCGAUAUGAUGUUGUUCCGAAACAACGAUCACAUCGAACGAAUAUGGUUACCCAAACAAUCUGAUGGGAGAUAUCUGGAUUUUGAGUCCGAAAGUCCUUAUUCGCACAAAUGCAACACUGCGAUUGCACUAAUAGAUCGAGCAAUCAAACUAUCCGACUGUAAGAACCGUCCAUCAGCCAUAAGAACAGUCAAGGAAAUUUUACAAAUAAACCAUUACCCUAAAUGGUUUGUUUGCAAAAUACUGAAGGAACGUGUCCACAAACACUACAACAGCCUGCAGGAGGAAAAAGAAAAAGAUCUAGCGCAGUCGUAUGUUGCAGUUCCGUACAUCCCUGGACUUAGGAAACAGACGAACGUGGUGUACACAAUCCCAUGCGGAACAGACGAUGGCAAAGUUUACAUCGGACAAACGGGAAGAAAACUAGAGACAAGAGUAGCGGAACACAAGAACGAUACGAGGAAAAAAGAUGCAAGAACUGGGUUAUCUCAACACACACAACAAGAAGGACACAUCUUCGACUUUGCCAACACCCGAAUACUGGAACGAAUCGAGAACCAGGAGAGCAGAGUUACAGCAGAAAUGUUUCACAUAAAAAUACUCGGCGAGGAGAGAACAGUCAAUCUCCAGAGAGAGUGUGGAACUUUCUGCACUACGUACAAUGGUCUGAUGGCUAAGUUCCGACAGUAUUGGAAUAGUAAGGAUGAUAGGCGGUCAGAAGCAUACGAUAACCCAGCCGUCGGCAGUGAGUGA
Malaya genurostris is the source of this 1065-nucleotide messenger RNA. RefSeq lists its product as uncharacterized. The transcript has 2 exons. Bases 1 to 1065 code for a protein of 354 amino acids. The record is from RefSeq and is a predicted model, not a curated record. NCBI's taxonomy places the organism in Eukaryota, Metazoa, Arthropoda, Insecta, Diptera, Culicidae.